This is a messenger RNA of Ectocarpus sp. CCAP 1310/34, 642 nucleotides long. The record is from the annotation of a GenBank genome assembly. NCBI's taxonomy places the organism in Eukaryota, Phaeophyceae, Ectocarpales, Ectocarpaceae.
GUUGUGAGCACGUAAACGUGCUGCAGGGAUUGCACGUGUACCUCCUCGGGCUGAUGUACCCUUCUCUUGCUAAUAUUGUGUGUGUGUUCUUUAGAUCUUCUGAUGGCUCUAGCAUUUUUGUGACCAUGAACCGAGUCCUUGCUAGAUUUUGGGAUCAGCAACUGACACGAGGAGCUGAGAGGUUUAUGGCCUCUUGGCACAAGGGCGAGGAGAAGGCCAGCCGACAACGAGCCAUCAAACGAGGAGACAGCGGGCCCAAAAAUAGUCUAGAUACGGCACCAAUCAACGGGGCGGGAGGGGGGCGGGAGGAAACGGCGCGGGAAGAAAGCAAGCGAGAAGAGACCGACCGCGUGACGUGACAUGUUGCGGUUGAAUUUCAGCGACUAGUUUUUCUGUUGCCCUCUCCUCCGUUUGCUGUCGCGUUCAGAUUGUCUCUGCGGAUAUCCCUGUCUCUGUGCGAAUUUGUUCAUGUCCUCGUCUGUCUUUGGUUUAUUUCGUUUCAUUUUUUUUUUUUUUUUUGGCACGUACUACUGCUGACCCUUGGGGUCCUUCCGGAAGGCUACCCCCCAGGCUGGUGGUGCGCACGUUCCACUAUUUAUUUAUUUAUUUGUUUCUGAUUCUUUUGUUUUCUUGUAUUUUAUC